UAUUAUGUAAUUACAGACGGUUCCUCUUAUAACCGCAGGACUGUGAACAAUCGCCUACAGGCUGCGGUAAAGGAAGAAGCGGCAGUGAUGACUUGCACUGACAAUGCUGUCCAGCAGGUGGCAACAGCAGGAGACUGAAGUGAGGCAGCCAGGCUCUGCAUAACAGCCCCGCCCAGACUCUCUGAUUCGGAAGCGCCCCCCUACCAACGCCCCGCCCCCGGCUGCCAUGACAACAGGAUUGUUUAAUGGCAGAGAGAGAAGUCCUCACCUGAGAACACGAGUCCCGGGGAACAGCGGCCGAAACGGGGGUCAGAGAUGGCUUCCAACAGGACGUCCCACCUGCCUCCUGCGGACCUUGUAAGCGUUCACCUACCGCCCCUAACCCUCCCGGCACACCCUCUCAGCUCUACAGGCAAGAAGCUGAUGAAGUACAAGAGAAGCAGAGAGCAGCAGAAGACCCUCAAUGAGAUCAUAAUGAAGGAGGCGUUAAAGGCUUACGAACAAACUGUAGCAGAGCAAAAAAGGAGAGUCCCCACCCCUCCUGAGCCCCAAUUACCAUCGACGAUGAACAGCGAGCAGAGAAAACUGAGGAUGAAUUAUCUGUACAUGAAAAAAUGUGUGGAGAGCAGCCCCGUGGUGCCCAUUCAGAAGCACUGGCUAGACUCCAUGCUCGCUUUGGUUCCUGAGCCUCUUCAGAAGGGCAAGGACAGGGAGGCCAUGGUUGCAGCACUGCUGGAGGAAGUUUCUCAAGAUUUUGAGAAAAGUAUGAAGAAACACCUGGUUAAAAGUAUUCUGGUUAAACCAGAGGUUAAGGGACUGGAAGCAGAAGAGUCUGGUCUAUCACCUGAAUUUCCUACAGGUCUGGAUUUCUCCAAGCCAUGGCAUCAAAGCUUCAUCCAAGCAAGAAAUGAGAUAAAUAAAAACCUACAUCUCGUGCACCCGGCCGUCCGGGCCAUGCUUGACUUCGGAUACAUGACUUUCUCAAAGCUGCUCAUUGUCGAUUUGUCUGGAUACAGGUCACAGGGUCCCGUAGAAUGUGAAUCACUGAGGAACAGCGUCUCGUUGGCAUGUGCAAAGACAGAAGAGAAAUUGCUGAACACCUGGUACCCCCGAGUCAUUAAUCUGUUCGCCAGUAAAGACGCCUUGCAGUCAAUUAAGGCAGACAAAAUCGAUUCCUUUUACAGCUGUGUCUCAACUCUCAUGUCCAACCAGGUUAAAGACCUCUUGCAGAGAAGCGUAGAAGCUUUUGUCCGUUUAUUUGACCUCGAAGACACACAAUGUUUGCCUCUCUUUAAAAUGCAACUUACAUUUGAUGACGAGAAGAUGGAUUUCUAUCCAAGCUUCCAGGACUUAGAAGAAGUUGUACUGUUUAUAGUAACUCGGAUCUCAAAGACCCUGCAGAACAUUCAGACAGUUCAGUCGUGGCUUUCUGGAAGUAACACGGUCCAGAUUAUUGAGGCCAAACUCCCUGAUUAUAUCAUUCAGUCGGCCGUGCUGAAGCUGAAGGAGACGGUCACUUACCAUUUACAGGAGCCUUUAAGACAUUUUGAAACGUACGUUGACAGUUUCAGCUGGCUCGUGAACGGUUCGGCCGAUGAGAAAGUAGAGACCUUUUUGUCAGAAGAACACAGUUUUGAUGAAUACACAGGGUUUAUAGAACAAUUUCACACCCUGGCCAGAGAUAUUAUAGGACUACCCACUCGUGCAUACUUCACCAUGGUCCUGCUUGACUGCGAUGAUCUUAAGCAAGGCCUGGCUGACAAAGCUAAAAGUUUUGCAAAUAUAUUAUUGGAUAGACUGGUGACAAACCACAGACUGGAGAACGAGGAAAUCUGCGUGGAAUUUGAGAAAAUUAAGGAGCAAGCCUUAAAGGUCCCUGAAACAACUGAAGAUGUUAUAGAGGAGAUUACCUUUGUUGAGCAGGCGAAGAGUAAAAGCAUUGUGGAGCUGAAGUCCCGAAUUACUGAGUGUCAGCGGAGAAUGAAUUAUCUUCUAGACAUUCAUUUAUUUUUGCCUGAAGAUAUUGUCCUGAACUCAACAGUGUUACUCUGGCCGAAAAAUAUUAACCCAGUGUUUGAUGAAAAUGACCAGUUGAUUGAAAAGGCUAAGCGUAAAGGAGAAAGCGAACUACUGGGGAAAAGAGAGAAGCUUAUGCUGGAACUGGAGAAAUUGUCACGUCGGAUGGAAGAAUUUGCAGAGUGCUCUGAACUGGAUAUGAUGCAGCAGUACGUGACAGAUGUGCGGACUGUACAAAAGCGUAUAGCAGACGCAGAGGAGGUGAUCACUUAUAUCAACAAGGAGGAAGCACUCUAUAAAUGGGACCCAACCACAUAUCCUGAGCUGGAUUCCUUAAAACUCAACAUUGAACCUUAUCAGAAACUUUUCGCACUGAUUUAUAAGUGGCAGAAAACGGAAAAAAAGUGGAUUGAUGGUGCCUUCCUUGACCUGAAUGGAGAAAGCAUGGAAGCAGAGGUGGAUGAGUUUUUCAGAGAGGUCUACAAGACGAUGAAAUUGUUUCAGCAGAAGCAGAAGAAAUCAGAAGACGAGAAGAAAAAGGCUGUCCGUCAGCGAACACUCACUGAAGACAAGGAUAAGGUCGAAGAGGAGAAAAAGGAAAGCCGCAUAGUCAUCAUGUGUUCUGCUAUCAUUGAUCAGAUCAAGGCUUUUAAGGAAUAUAUCCCUCUGGUGAGCAUCCUGUGUAACCCUGGAGUCAGAAGCCGCCACUGGCUUCAGAUGUCUGAGACAGUCGGCUAUGACCUCACUCCAGAUUCAGGCACCACCCUGAGAAAGGUUUUGAAGCAGAACUUGACGCCAUACUUAGAGGAAUUUGAACAGAUCAGUGCUGCAGCCAGUAAGGAGUUUUCCCUGGAGAAAGCAAUGCAUACUAUGGAAGAAAUGUGGGACUCCAUAUCCUUUCAUCUGAGCCCCUAUCGAGAAUCAGGGGUUUCUAUUCUAUCGGCAGUCGAUGAAGUCCAAACCAUUCUGGACGACCAAAUCGUGAAGACUCAGACAAUGAGAGGAUCGCCGUUCAUCAAGCCCUUUGAGAAAGAAAUUAAGCAUUGGGAGGAACGACUUAUACGGGUCCAAGAAACCAUUGAUGAAUGGUUGAAGGUACAGGCUCAGUGGCUAUAUCUAGACCCCAUAUUCUCCUCUGAGGACAUCAUGCAGCAAAUGCCUGAAGAAGGAAGGUUAUUCCAAACUGUGGACAGAAACUGGAAAGAGAUCAUGAAACAUUGUGCAAAGGACCCAAAGGUUCUAAGUGCAACCUCUCUGACUGGACUUUUGGAAAAGCUGCAGGACAGCAAUGUACUUCUGGAUAAAAUCAUGAAAGGACUGAAUGCUUAUCUGGAGAAGAAGAGGCUUUUCUUUCCGCGCUUUUUCUUCUUAUCCAAUGAUGAAAUGCUGGAGAUUCUGUCUGAGACCAAAGAUCCUCUCCGGGUCCAGCCGCAUUUAAAGAAGUGUUUUGAAGGGAUUGCAAAGCUGGAGUUCCUUCCUAACCUGGAUAUCAAAGCCAUGUACAGCACUGAGGGGGAACGAGUAGAGCUCAUCCAGACGAUCUCCACCUCUGAGGCACGAGGAGCAGUGGAGAAGUGGCUCAUCCAAGUGGAAGAUGUCAUGUUAAGGAGCGUGCACGAUGUCAUCGCCCGGUCAAGAAUGGCAUAUCCAGAGACUGCAAGAAAAGACUGGGUGAGAGAAUGGCCUGGGCAGGUUGUGCUCUGUGUCUCUCAGAUGUUCUGGACAAGUGAAGUGCAUGAAGCUAUUAGCAGUGGCCCAGAGGGCUUAAAAAACUACUAUGAGAAGCUGCAGCAUCAACUAAAUGACAUUGUUGAACUUGUAAGAGGCAAAUUGUCCAAGCAGACACGUACCACCUUGGGAGCUCUGGUCACCAUAGACGUGCACGCCCGUGAUGUGGUUAUGGAAAUGAUAGAAACAGGGGUCUCGCAUGAAACAGACUUCCAGUGGCUUGCCCAACUGCGGUAUUACUGGGAGAACGAGAAUGCGAGAGUGCGAAUCAUUAACUGCAAUGUGAAGUAUGCCUAUGAGUACCUGGGCAACUCUCCACGCCUGGUCAUUACUCCUCUCACUGACCGAUGUUACCGGACCCUGAUUGGUGCCUUUUAUCUAAAUCUGGGUGGAGCUCCAGAAGGUCCAGCUGGCACAGGAAAAACGGAGACAACCAAAGAUUUGGCCAAAGCCCUGGCCGUGCAGUGUGUGGUCUUCAACUGCUCAGAUGGCUUAGACUACAUAGCAAUGUCAAAGUUUUUCAAAGGACUGGCAUCGUCAGGAGCAUGGGCAUGUUUUGACGAGUUUAACCGUAUUGAGCUAGAGGUAUUGUCCGUAGUGGCUCAGCAGAUUCUCUGCAUCCAGAGAGCCAUUCAGACAAAGAUGGACAUCUUCAACUUUGAAGGAACAGAACUGAAGCUCAACCCAAAUUGCUUUGUAGCCAUUACCAUGAAUCCUGGCUAUGCCGGACGUUCUGAGCUACCAGAUAACCUCAAGGUUCUUUUCCGUACUGUCGCCAUGAUGGUUCCCAACUAUGCCCUGAUUGCUGAGAUCUCCCUUUAUUCUUAUGGGUUUCUACAUGCGAAACCUCUGUCCGUGAAGAUAGUAAUGACUUACCGUCUCUGCUCUGAACAGCUCUCAUCUCAGUUCCAUUAUGAUUAUGGGAUGCGUGCAGUAAAAGCGGUGCUGGUAGCUGCCGGAAAUCUGAAGUUAAAGUUUCCUGAUGAGAACGAAGAUAUUCUUCUUUUGCGGUCAAUUAAGGAUGUAAACGAGCCCAAAUUUUUGUCCCAUGAUAUUCCUCUGUUUAAUGGGAUUACGAGUGACCUGUUCCCUGGCAUUCAGCUUCCAGAAGCCGACUAUAAGGAUUUACUGGAAUGUGCCCAUGAGAUCUGUGCCAGGCACAACAUCCAACCUGAGAAGGUCUUCCUGGAGAAAAUGAUCCAGACGUAUGAAAUGAUGAUCGUGAGACAUGGUUUUAUGCUGGUCGGAGAGCCGUUCUCAGGAAAAACGAAGGUCCUCCACGUCCUCGCCGAUACGCUUUCUCUUAUGAAUGAGCGAGGGUGCGAAGAAGAAAAAGUUAUAUACAGGACAGUGAAUCCCAAGGCCAUCACUAUGGGACAGCUGUUUGGUCAGUUUGAUCCAGUGUCACACGAGUGGACUGAUGGAAUAGUUGCAAAUACAUUUCGUGAGUUUGCAUUAUCUGAGACCCCGGAAAGAAAAUGGGUUAUUUUUGAUGGGCCUAUUGAUACUCUAUGGAUAGAAAGUAUGAACACAGUGCUGGACGAUAACAAGAAGCUCUGCUUGAUGAGUGGGGAGAUCAUUCAGAUGUCACCUCAGAUGAGCCUGAUAUUUGAGACAAUGGACCUGUCCCAGGCUUCGCCUGCCACUGUGAGCCGCUGUGGUAUGAUUUAUCUGGAACCCCAACAAUUGGGUUGGGCUCCACUGGUGAGGUCUUGGCUCAGCACCCUUCCUGAUGCAUUGAAGACUAAAGAACUCUUCACUCUUCUAGAGGAACUCUUCAAGUGGCUCAUCCAACCUUCACUCAGAUUCCUCCGGAAACAGUGCAAGGAACUGGUGACAACCAGCAAUGGCAAUGUAGUAGUAUCGCUCACAAGAUUACUGGAGAUGCUGAUUUUUGAUGCGGUGAGAGAAGAUCCCACUAAUAAGAACAUUCGUAUCUGGAUCAUGGCCUGUUUUGCUUUCUCCUUGGUUUGGUCCAUUGGUGGCUGCUGUGACACCGACAGCCAAGUCAAGUUUGAUGCUUUUUUGAAAGAAAUUGUCUCAGGAAAAAAUGAUCAGAACCCUGUUCCAGCAUCCGUGGGGAAAUGGGAAUGUCCAUUUGAUGAUAAAGGCAUGGUCUAUGACAAUAUGUAUGAGCUUAAAGGCCGCGGGCGCUGGGUUCACUGGAAUGAAUUUAUCAAAGGAACAGCCAUGUGGGACAAAAACACCAAAAUCCAAGAUAUCAUUGUGCCAACUAUGGACACUGUCAGAUACACCUUCCUCAUGGAUAUGUGUAUCAAAUAUACCAUCCCACUGUUAUUUGUGGGACCAACAGGGACAGGUAAAUCUGUUUAUGUCAAAGACAAACUCAUGAACAAUCUGGACAAAGAUAAAUUCUUUCCCUUCUUCAUCAACUUUUCUGCUCGAACGAGUGCUAAUCAGACUCAGAACAUUGUCAUGGACAGACUGGAUAAAAGACGCAAAGGUGUGUACGGCCCUCAGAUGGGGAAGAAAUGCAUCAUAUUUGUGGAUGAUAUGAACAUGCCCGCAUUAGAGAAAUAUGGUGCACAGCCACCUAUCGAGCUGUUGCGUCAGUUCUUCGACCAUGGGAACUGGUACGACUUGAAAGACACCUCCAAAAUCUCACUCGUGGAUGUACAGCUGGUUGCCGCGAUGGGUCCUCCUGGUGGUGGAAGAAACGCAGUUACUCCUCGGUUCUUGCGUCAUUUUAAUAUCUGCACCAUAAAUGCUUUCAGCGAUGAGACUAUGGUCCGAAUCUUCUCCGCUGUAGUCGCCUUUUAUCUACGAAACAAUGAGUUUCCACCAGAAUUCUUUACUGUGGGGAACCAAAUAGUCAAUGGCACAAUGGAGGUUUACAAGAAAGCCAUGGAGAACCUGUUACCCACACCUGCCAAAUCCCAUUAUACAUUUAAUCUGCGGGAUUUUUCCCGAGUGGUGCAAGGCUGCUUACUUAUCAAGAAACAGUCUGUGGAGAAUAAACGCGUCAUGGUGCGACUGUUUGUUCAUGAGGUCUUGCGAGUGUUUUAUGACCGCUUAGUUGACGACAAGGACAGAACCUGGCUGUACAAGUUAUUAAAUGAUGUGGUGAAAGAGCAUUUCAAAGAAAAUUUUGACUCUGUUUUUGAGAACUUAAGACAAGGAAACGAACCUCUCUCAGAAGAAGACAUUAGAAACUUGCUGUUUGGUGACUACAUGAAUCCUGACCUUGAAGGAGAUGAACGUCUAUACGAAGAGAUACCAAGCGUCCAGCAGUUCAAUGAUGUUGUGGAGAGAUGUCUGGAUGAAUACAAUCAGACCCACAAAACUCGCAUGAAUCUGGUUAUAUUCAGAUAUGUUUUGGAACAUUUAUCUCGGAUUUGUCGGAUCCUGAAGCAGCCCGGGGGUAAUGCCUUAUUGGUCGGAGUUGGAGGCAGCGGACGUCAAUCGCUGACCCGUUUGGCUACUUCUAUGGCAAAAAUGAAUAUCUUUCAACCAGAAAUUUCAAAAAGCUAUGGUAUGAACGAGUGGAGGGAGGACCUGAAGAGCCUGCUGAAGAGCGCAGGAGUGAAAGGACAGAAGACCAUUUUUCUCAUCACAGACACGCAAAUCAAACAGGAGGCAUUUCUGGAGGAUGUGGACAGUCUGCUUAACACCGGGGAGGUUCCUAAUAUUUUCGCUGUAGAUGAAAAGCAGGAAAUAAUGGAGGGAGUCCGUCCAGCCGCCCAAGCUGGGAAUAAAAAUGUGGAGCUCAGCCCAUUGGCUCUCUUUGCCUUCUUUGUGAACCGUUGUAAGGAAAACCUUCACAUUGUGGUGGCAUUCAGCCCAAUCGGUGAUGCAUUUCGUAACCGCCUGCGCCAGUUCCCAUCACUUAUCAACUGCUGUACUAUUGACUGGUUCCAGCCCUGGCCUGAGGAUGCUCUCGAGAGGGUGGCAGUAAAGUUUUUGGAAACCCUUGAACUUACUAGUACUGAGCACGAGGAAGUAGUUCCUAUCUGUAAAUACUUUCACACGUCCGCCAUUGCGUUGUCAGAGAAGUUUUUGGGAGAGUUGGGUAGACACAAUUAUGUCACCCCAACUUCUUAUCUAGAACUGAUCGCAGCUUUCCGUCAUCUGUUAUCUCAGAAGCGGGACACAGUGAUGAAAGCAAAAAAGAGAUAUACCAAUGGAUUAGAUAAGCUGGCAUUCGCUGAAUCUCAGGUUGGAGAAAUGAAGAAAGAACUGGUCGACCUACAGCCAAAACUGGAAGAGGCCAAAGUUGAAAAUGCAAACAUGAUGAAGAUCAUUGAAAAAGAGUCCGCAGAGGUGGAAGCAAAAAGUAAAGUGGUCCGAGCAGAUGAAGAAGUGGCCACCCAAAAAGCUACUGAGGCACAAGCUCUGAAAAAUGAAUGUGAAAGUGAACUGGCAGAGGCCAUCCCUGCCCUGGAGGCUGCCAUGUCUGCCUUGGACACUCUGAAGCCAUCGGACGUCACCAUUGUAAAAACCAUGAAGAAUCCACCUUCGGGCGUGAAGCUUGUCAUGGCCGCCAUUUGCGUCAUGAAAGAAAUCAAACCAGAGAGGAUAAAUGACCCGGCGGGUACCGGACAGAAGAUACUUGAUUACUGGGGACCUAGUAAAAAACUAUUGGGAGACAUGAACUUUCUCAAAGACCUGCGGGAAUACGACAAGGAUAAUAUUCCGGUUUCAGUGAUGCAGAAGAUCCGCAGCGAAUAUAUCACCAAUCCUGACUUUGAUCCGGCCAAAGUGCUAAAAGCGUCAUCUGCGGCAGAAGGAUUAUGCCGAUGGAUUCUCGCUAUGGAAGUCUAUGACAGAGUUGCAAAGGUUGUUGCACCCAAGAAAGCUCGUCUAGCAGAAGCCCAGCAGUCAUUGGCCGAAACGAUGGCAGUACUGAACCAGAAGAGGGCAGAGCUGAAAGAAGUGGAAGAUCGACUAGAUGCCCUGCAGAAAACAUUUCGAGAAAAAACUGAAGAGAAAGUUCGUCUGGAGUUCCAAGUAGAUUUGUGCGCUAAGAAACUGGAACGAGCAGAGAAGCUGAUAGGAGGACUUGGUGGAGAAAAACACAGAUGGUCCAGUGCUGCUGAUUCACUUCAGAACAUGUAUGAUAAUUUGACCGGAGACGUCCUUGUAUCUGCUGGCGUCAUCGCCUAUCUGGGGGCCUUCACUGCUGGAUUUCGACAAGAAUGUACCAGAGAAUGGAGCAAGCUGUGCAAGAGUAAAAUGAUUCCGUGCUCGGAGGACUUUUCAUUGAGUAAGACUCUUGGCGAUCCAAUUAAAAUCAGAGCCUGGAAUAUUGCCGGUUUGCCGACGGACAGCUUCUCCAUAGAUAAUGGUGUCAUUGUGAGCAACUCAAGACGUUGGCCUUUAAUGAUAGACCCUCAGGGCCAAGCUAACAAGUGGAUUAAGAAUUCAGAGAGAGACAACCAACUGAGCGUCAUCAAGUUAACAGAUUCAGAUUAUAUGCGAACUCUGGAAAACUGCAUACAGUUCGGGACGCCACUUUUACUGGAAAACGUGGGGGAAGAUUUGGACCCAUCGCUGGAACCUUUACUAUUGAAGCAAACAUUUAAACAAGGAGGCAUGGACUGCAUCAGACUUGGAGAAACAGUCAUUGAAUAUUCCAGUGACUUCAGAUUUUAUAUCACCACAAAACUCAGAAAUCCACAUUACCUGCCGGAGUUGGCAACGAAAGUGUCACUGCUAAACUUCAUGAUCACUCCCGAGGGUCUAGAAGAUCAGUUACUCGGCAUUGUUGUAGCAAAAGAGAGGCCUGAGUUAGAAGAAGAGAGAAAUGCCUUAAUUUUACAAUCAGCAGCCAAUAAAAAACAGCUGAAGGAGAUUGAAGACAAAAUUUUGGAGACUUUACAAUCUUCGGAAGGGAACAUCUUGGAAGAUGAGAGUGCCAUUCAGAUCUUAGAUUCAGCCAAGAUCAUGAGCAAUGAGAUUACCAAAAAACAGCAGAUUGCAGAGAAAACUGAACUAAAAAUAGCAGAGUCCAGAGAAGGUUACAGGCCCAUCGCUAAACAUUCAUCCGUGCUGUUCUUCAGUAUUGCAGACCUUGCCAACAUUGACCCAAUGUACCAGUAUGCGCUCAACUGGUUUGUCAAUCUCUAUAUCAACUCAAUUCAAGACAGCAACAAAUCGAAAAUCUUAGAAAAACGCCUACGUUACCUGAAUGACCACUUCACCUAUAACUUAUACUGCAAUGUGUGCCGCUCGCUGUUUGAGAAGGACAAGCUUUUGUUCUCCUUCUUGCUCUGCUGCAACCUCCUCAUGGCAAGGAAGGAGAUUGAAUACCAAGAAUUUAUGUUCUUACUUACCGGUGGUGUGGGCCUACAAAAUAAUAUUGCAAACCCGGCACCGGGCUGGCUUCCGGAUAAAAGUUGGGAUGAGAUUUGCCGUGCAAGUGAUUUACCUGCUUUUAAGGGAUUGAGAGAACAUUGCAUUGAAAAUCCCAAUGUGUGGCACACGUUGUAUGACAGCAGAGAACCGCACAAUGUUCCCUUACCUAACCCAUUUAAUGAGAAGCUGAACGAGCUUCAGAAGAUGAUUAUCCUGAGGUGCCUGAGACCAGACAAGAUGAGCCCGGCUGUGACCAACUAUGUGACUGACAAACUUGGAAAGAAAUUUGUUGAGCCGCCUCCAUUUGAUUUGUCAAAAAGCUAUUUAGAUUCUAAUUCUACGAUCCCACUCAUCUUCGUCUUAUCUCCUGGAGCCGAUCCUAUGGCAAGUUUGCUAAAAUUUUCCAAUGACAAAAAUAUGGGAGGGGGUGACAAGUUCCAAGCCAUCUCCCUAGGACAGGGACAGGGGCCGGUAGCUGCAAAAAUGAUAAAAGAGGGAGCAGCAAACGGGACGUGGGUUUGUCUGCAGAACUGUCACCUGGCUGUGUCCUGGAUGCCAACGCUGGAGAAGAUUUGUGAGGAGUUCACCAGUGACAACUGUCAUCCAGAUUUCAGGCUGUGGUUAACUAGUUAUCCUUCACCCAAGUUUCCGGUGAGCAUUCUCCAGAAUGGUGUGAAGAUGACAAAUGAGCCACCAACGGGACUGAGACUCAAUCUGCUGCAGUCGUAUCUCACGGACCCGAUCUCUGACCCACAAUUCUUCAAUGAAUGCGCAGGGAAAGAGCAAGUAUGGGAAAAGCUACUUUUUGGGGUGUGUUUCUUCCAUGCUUUGGUUCAGGAAAGAAAGAAGUUUGGUCCUCUGGGAUGGAACAUUCCUUAUGGAUUUAAUGAGUCUGAUUUGAGAAUUAGUAUUCGGCAACUGCAGCUCUUUGUGAGUGACUAUGAACAUGUACCAUUUGAGGCCAUCUCAUACCUAACCGGAGAGUGUAACUAUGGAGGUCGCGUGACAGAUGACUGGGACCGGCGCCUCCUACUGACCACUCUGGCAGAUUUUUAUAAUAAUGACAUCAUUGAAAAUCCCCGUUAUUCCUUCUCUCCAAGUGGGAACUACCUAGCCCCACCUAAAGGCACUUAUGAGGAUUACAUUGAAUUCAUCAAGAGACUCCCUUUUAGUCAGCAUCCGGAGGUUUUUGGAUUACAUGAAAAUGUUGACAUAUCAAAGGAUCUGCAGCAAACGAAAACCAUCUUUGAAUCCCUGCUCCUGACUCAGGGGGGAGGUCGCCAAGGAGGCUCAUCCGGGGCCAGUGAUCACACGCUGUAUGAAAUAGCUAAUGAUAUACUCAGCAAGCUACCUAAGGAUUUUGACAUUGAGGCGGCCCUGCAGAAGUUCCCAGUGCGAUAUGAAGAGAGUAUGAACACAGUGCUAGUGCAAGAGAUGGAGAGGUUUAACAACUUAAUCCGUUCUAUAAGGACAACUCUACAAAGCCUUCAGAAAGCCAUCAAGGGACUUGUUGUUAUGGACUCAGAGCUGGAGGCCUUGUCUGGAAGUUUGAUCGUAGGGAAAGUUCCUGAAACAUGGGCAAAGCGAUCUUAUCCUAGUUUGAAACCUCUAGGAAGUUACGUCAUUGAUUUCCUGUCCCGGCUUAAAUUCCUACAGACUUGGUUUGACUUUGGAAAGCCUCACGUCUUCUGGCUGUCCGGAUUCUUCUUCACACAAGCAUUUUUGACUGGUGCCAUGCAGAAUUAUGCCAGGAAAUAUAGAAUUCCUAUUGAUUUGUUAGGUUAUGAAUUUCAGGUUCUGCCUGUGGACACUUCUGAGACGUCACCAGAAGAUGGCGUUUACAUUAAUGGGUUGUUCCUAGAUGGCGCUCGUUGGGACAGAAAGAGUGGAGUACUUGCAGAACAGCACCCCAAGAUCCUGUUUGACUCUGUGCCGAUUAUCUGGAUAAAACCAAAUAAAAAGACAGACAUAAAGAAGACCAGGUCUUAUGUGUGUCCGCUCUACAAGACCAGUGAGCGGAAGGGGACGCUGUCCACCACAGGACAUUCCACCAACUUUGUCAUUGCGAUGCUGCUGCCAACAGAUACUCCCGUCCAGCACUGGAUAAAGAGGGGGGUCGCUCUUCUCUGUCAGCUCGACGACUGAAGAAACCCCACAUUGUAUUUAUUUGUAUCGGAGUGUCUGUUAAUGAUUUAGAAAGCCUCUUAAAGGGAACUUCUCACCAAAA
Molecule: messenger RNA, 12286 nt
Organism: Bufo bufo (common toad)
Lineage: Eukaryota; Metazoa; Chordata; Amphibia; Anura; Bufonidae
Gene: DNAH12
Product: dynein axonemal heavy chain 12
Exons: 75
Coding region: 316-12204 (3962 amino acids)
Biological process (GO): microtubule-based movement
Cellular component (GO): dynein complex
Molecular function (GO): ATP binding; minus-end-directed microtubule motor activity; dynein light intermediate chain binding
Source: RefSeq, a predicted model, not a curated record